AUGCAAGCGAGUACCUCGAACGGAUACGCGAAAUAUCAGAUCAGAUCGUCAGGGAUCGGUCGGGUGCUUGCCGAGGAGAGUACGGUAUUUACGAUUGAAGACCAUGAAGAAGGGGAAGGGAAUACCGUAGGAAGAGGAGGGCAGAUGCAGCAACCCGACGAAAAUGAGAAAAGCCGAUUAGUGGAUUGCCCACUGGAUAGCGACGAAGAAGCCGAUGAUGAGGAUUCGCACACUAAUGGAAUGACCACCAAGGGUCCUCGAUCUCCACUCCGCCCUGAACUCCUUGCCGACGACCGGAAUCGAGCUGGAAAACCGCAGCAGAGAGGCGGUUCUGAGAAGGAAUUGUCCCGGUUGACAGACGAAUUCGACGUGGAGGGGGAUUCUGCUUCGGAUGAGCUCGAUCUUCUGCCACCGCUUGGUGCUCCUCCUCAUAACGCCUCGAAGUUGUGGAAAUUCUUUGGGUGCUGCCGCUCGCGGGUGCCGAUGAAAUGUACCAUUUUG
Messenger RNA from Mesorhabditis spiculigera, 501 nucleotides. Lineage: Eukaryota; Metazoa; Nematoda; Chromadorea; Rhabditida; Rhabditidae. The record is from the annotation of a GenBank genome assembly.